Molecule: messenger RNA, 1796 nt
Organism: Eutrema salsugineum
Lineage: Eukaryota; Viridiplantae; Streptophyta; Magnoliopsida; Brassicales; Brassicaceae
Product: AMSH-like ubiquitin thioesterase 3
Biological process (GO): protein K48-linked deubiquitination; protein K63-linked deubiquitination
Cellular component (GO): membrane; endosome
Molecular function (GO): metallopeptidase activity; protein binding
Source: RefSeq, a predicted model, not a curated record
GUCGACAUUAGUUUCAUAAAACGACACAGUUUUGUUCUUUCUCUGACUCUUUUAUGUUUUCUUAGCGCAAAUUGAUUCUUCGAUCCUCAGCAGCACUUUCGCCGGAGAAUUUGAUUGGAAAUCGGGAAAGAUUAACCUGUAAAUACUCUGUUACCGGUGAAGAUGAAGAUUGAUCUGAACAAGGUGGCUCGUAAGAUCGAGGUGGAUAAUCGUAUUCCUCUCCGUAAUUACUACCGCAUCGCCGAUAAUCUUCUCCGACAGGCCAGCAUAUAUCGCGAAGAGAAGAAUGUUGUGGAUUUGUAUAUCAUGCUUCUUAGAUAUUCGAGUUUAAUUUCCGAAACAAUUCCUUUCCAUCGAGAUUACCAGGCAUCGAUUCCACAAGAAAGACUUGGGAGUAGGAAGAGGUUGCGUGCUGUAAUCAAUGAGCUCGAGUCUCUGAAACCGGAAUUCGACCGGCUAGUGGAUGAGCUGAACAGAGCCGACGAUGAUUCCCAUCGGACUGGAAGUGAUUUCCCGGUCGUAUCAUAUAGUUCAGAUGCUGUUGAGUGGCCUCCUGUCCACAAAGCUUCAUACUCCAGAACUGAUAAUAAGAAGCCAGCCUUACCGACAAAUCGUACACAGAUUGAUCAGCAAUUCCAGAAGCUAUCUUUUGAUUUUCUGCCUCCAAACCAAGCAACCUUAUCCAGACAUACAUUUCUUGGUCCAAAUGGUCUUAAAAGUCAAUGGGUUGCACCCAAAUCAGAAAUAAAGGUUCAAUAUCCGACUAAUACCGAUUGGGGUUCUGCUGAAAAUUCAGGUUUGAUAGACGCUGGACAUAGCGGUUCCUCAACAGCACUUAAUGGUGAUUCUCAAGAGGUCUCAACGCUAAACUCUUUGCUCUCGUUAGAUGAUGGUCGAUGGCAGCGUCAUUCUGAGGCGGUAAAUUCCCAGUUUAUCAGUGACGCAACUGAAGACCCCUUUCAGUUUGUCGGUAUGAAGCAACCUUCCCCUCCUCCUGUGCUUGCCCAAGUGCAUCAAGAGUUAGCCCAAAUUUGCCCAUCUAAAGUAGCUGAUCCUAGACCAGGACCUGCAAUUCCUUCUUUAGAAGGAAAAGAUGGCAGCAAUGCUUAUCAGCAUUUGCAUGUGCCUGUGCGCAUAAUGGACGAUUUCUUAAGGCUAGCUCGGUCAAACACAGAAAGGAAUCUAGAAACUUGUGGAGUUCUUGCUGGCUCUCUGAAAAACAGGGUUUUUCAUAUCACUACUCUCAUAAUCCCAAAGCAGGAGUCUACUUCAGAUUCUUGCCAAACACUAAACGAAAGAAAUAUUCGAAGUUCAGGACAGACUCUCUCUAUUCCCCUUGGGUUGGAUUCAUACACAUCCUACACAAACUUGCUUCAUGUCAUCAGUUGAUCUUCACACACACUAUUCCUAUCAGAUAAUGCUACCGGAGGCAGUGGCAAUCGUGAUGGCUCCAACGGACGAAUCAACACCUCACGGAAUAUUCCAUCUCUCGGAUCCAUCGGGAGUAUCUGUGAUCCGUAACUGCCAGCAACGAGGCUUUCACCCUCACGAAGAAUCAGAAGAUGGUAACCCAAUCUACGAGCAUUGCUCACACGUCUUCCUCAAUGCCAAACUCAAAUACGAAGUCCUCGAUCUCCGCUAAAAACAGAAGAGAUUUUUAACUUUAAAAAAGACAUUACAAUACAAUACCUCAAGAGUGAGAGAGAUCAGAUAUUUCAGCCGUACAUAUGUGUAUACUUAUUAAAAUUAAAAAACUACUAUCUGGAUUCUUUAAACUUGGCUGAGCCUACUUGAGU